Schistosoma bovis is the source of this 482-nucleotide messenger RNA. NCBI's taxonomy places the organism in Eukaryota, Metazoa, Platyhelminthes, Trematoda, Strigeidida, Schistosomatidae. The record is from the annotation of a GenBank genome assembly.
UAUAUAUACACAUUAUUAGAAUAAAGUCUAACAUUAAAGAAUAUAUAUUUUAUGUAUAGAUGUUUAACAAUUAGGAGCUAGACAUUUUCUAAAUUUUAUACAAAUCCAUUAACCUUCAAAGACUAUUAUCAUAUUGAAGAAUGUAUCAUAGUAUUUAUUUAAUACUAAUCAUUCCUUUAAUGAUAUUUAUGUUAUGUGAAGGAAUUAUUCUUACAGAGAAUAAUCGUGAACAUUUAAUAGAUUGUUUACAAUUAUGUCAAUAUGCAUUUAUGACAUGUGAAUAUAAAUGUUUUAAAAUGAAUUUUUGUAAAACUAUUUGUGAUAAAACGUAUUAUGAAUGUGAAAAAUCAUGUUACAUUGAAGUAUUCAAUACUACUGAAACAUUUUGAUUUUUGAUAUAAACUUUAAAUGUGAUUUUGUUAUACAUUUGAGAGACAAAGAAAGCGGGAAUAAAUUGUUAUUAGAUAGAACAUAUUAUAUAA